This is a messenger RNA of Pungitius pungitius (ninespine stickleback), 1056 nucleotides long. RefSeq names its product FAS-associated death domain protein-like. The record is from RefSeq and is a predicted model, not a curated record. Lineage: Eukaryota; Metazoa; Chordata; Actinopteri; Perciformes; Gasterosteidae. The transcript has 2 exons. Gene Ontology annotation, molecular function: protein binding. Gene Ontology annotation, biological process: signal transduction. The coding region runs from base 1 to 297 and encodes 98 amino acids.
AUGGCUAAAGCGAGCAAGGUUGGUCACCUUGCUGAACUGGAUACUGCCACCAAUGUGAUCGCCGAGAACCUGGGAAAGCCGUGGCGCAGGCUGGGCCGGAGGCUGGGUUUGACCGACGUCAAGCUGGAUUCGGUCUCCGCGAGGCACACGGACCUGGAGGAGACGGCCAGGGAGAUGCUGAAGGAGUGGCGGAGUCGGGGGGGCGCGGCCCGAGCGUCGGAUCUGGUGGAAGCUCUGAGGCGCUGCGACCUAAACCUGACUGCCGACAAAGUGGUGGACAAACUUUCAACCCCCUGACGUGGACGGGUUGUUUAACAGAUGACGCAUGAACUCCGGGAGAGAAAAGGGAGAUUUGAUUAACCUUUUUUGAGAAAGCAAUAAAUAAAAAUCACAAAAGGUCACAAAAAAAAGUUGGGGUAAUGGUGUUCUGUUUCGUUAAUUCUUCUUCAUUGGAUUAAAUCCUGAUCAGAGCCUAAAAACUGGGAUUUCAAAGCAAAUCUGAUCCUGUAGAUUCAGAUUAGGGAACCCAGUCCUACCUUUGAAUAAAAGACUGCUGAAACCAAUAAAAGCUGUUGAGUGUUUCUAAACUUUAUUGGGAAAUCUGGAACCAGUUUGAUCCUAAAAAUCAGGCUUACCCUGAUCCCACCUGUUAUGACCCAGAGUGUCAUAAUAAAGUGCAGCUCUCCUCCCUGCCUGAGGGGGUUGCUGUUAUAUUUCGCCUUGCUCUGUGUCUGUUCUUCUUUGCAGUUGAUUGGACGUCUGUGUAUAAAAGGGAUCCUGUGAGAGCCAGCCCGGUCUCUUCUUUUGCCGGUCUCUCCAGCUUCCAACCGGGCCCUGCUGCACCUCGUGGAUUUUUGGGUGGGGGCGGUGAGAGGCCUUUUUGUUUGUUCAUGUUUUCUCCUGUUUUCGGGUAGGGAGAUGGGUAAGACACUUGUAUUUGGUUUGUUUCUUUGUGUGUUCUAGGGAAGGUAGGGGACCUGCACAGAUUGUUUUGUUUGUCGUUUUGGGCCACGCUCACCCUGAGGUUCAUGACCUCGAACUGAAAUAAAUACCCCU